GACUAAUACUUUAGAUCAAAUAGUUUCUUUUGGUGGAAGGCGGAAUUUGAAUAGGACUAGGUAGAUGGAGGAGACUAGAAAAGGUAAAAGAGAUGGAAUAUUUCGGUAUGCAGAAGGGUAUGACAAGUUUUUGAUGUUUUUCGGGAUGUUGGGAAGCAUUGGAGAUGGUUUGCAGAUUCCGUUAAUGAUGUAUGUUCUUAGUGAGGUCAUUAACGAUUAUGGAAAUCCUGAUAUCACCAUUACUAAUUCUAUUGUUGAUAAGUAUUCUCUAAGGUUGCUCUAUGUUGCAAUUUUAGUUGGAUUAUCUGCUUUUGUUGAAGGACUUUGUUGGGCUAGAACAGCAGAGCGACAGACUUCUCGAAUGAGAUUAGAGUACCUGAAAUCUGUCCUUAAACAAGAUGUCGGGUUCUUUGACACCCAAGAAGCGGGCUCCUCCACAACGUACCAAGUUGUUUCAACUAUCUCUGCUGACUCCAAUACAAUUCAAAUAACCAUUGGCGAAAAGAUACCGAAUUGCCUUGCCUACAUGUCAUCUUUCUUCUUCUGCCACAUAUUCGCAUUCUCUCUCUCAUGGCGACUUACAUUGGCGGCUAUUCCAUUCUCUGUCGUGUUCUUAGUUCCAGCUCUUGGAUUUGGUAAACACAUGAUGGAUGUAGCAAUGGCAAUGGUUGCAUCAUAUGGUGCCGCUGGUAGUAUUGCUGAACAAGCCAUAUCUUCCAUAAGAACUGUAUAUUCAUAUGUUGGAGAGAGUCAAACUCUGGAUAAAUUCAGUAAGGCCCUUCAAACAACCAUGGAGUUAGGAAUAAAGCAAGGUUUGGCAAGAGGACUAAUGCUCGGAAGCAUGGGAACGAUCUAUGUUAGCUGGGCGUUUCAGGCUUGGGUUGGGUCACUUCUUGUCUCUAACCAUGGCGAAAAGGGUGGUGAUGUUUUUGUGGCUGGAUUCAAUGUGCUAAUGGGAGGAUUAAAUAUUUUGACAACACUUCCAAAUCUUACCGCCAUAACUGAAUCACAAGGGGCUGCAACUCGAAUCAAUGAAAUGAUCAACAGAAAGCCCUGUAUAGAUACAGAAGAUAAGAAGGGAAAGGCAUUGUCAUACGUAAGAGGUGAAAUUGAGUUCAAAGGAAUUUAUUUUAGUUACCCAUCAAGGCCAGAUACUACAAUUCUACAAGGUUUAAAUCUUCGAGUACCAGCUGGAAAAACCGUGGGUCUAGUUGGAGGAAGUGGUUCAGGCAAAUCAACUAUUAUUUCGUUAAUCCAGCGUUUUUAUGAUCCUAUAGAAGGUGAAAUUUUCUUGGAUGGGCACAAGAUAAAGAAACUUCAUCUCAAAUGGUUGAGAUCCCAAAUGGGGUUGGUUAAUCAAGAACCGAUUCUCUUUGCAACGUCUAUUCAAGAGAACAUAUUGUUUGGAAAAGAAGCGGCAUCCAUGGAUGAUGUUGUAGCGGCAGCCAAGGCUGCAAAUGCUCAUGACUUUAUAGUUAAGUUGCCAGAUGGGUAUGAAACUAAUGUUGGGCAAUUUGGAUUUCAGCUUUCAGGCGGUCAAAAACAGCGAAUUGCAAUUGCUCGUGCUCUAAUAAGAGAUCCCAAAAUUUUACUACUUGAUGAAGCUACAAGUGCAUUGGACACACUAUCUGAAAGAAUUGUGCAAGAGGCUAUAGAUAAUGCUUCUGUCGGGAGGACUACUAUAGUAAUUGCACAUCGUCUUUCAACAAUUAGGAUGGCUAAUUUGAUUUACGUGCUCCAGUCAGGGAAAGUAGUUGAAUCAGGUUCACAUGAUGAGCUAAUGAAGAUAAAUGGUGGACGUGGCGGUGGGGACUACUUCAAAAUGGUGCAAUUACAGCAAUCCGCACCACAAAAUGAGGUCAUCCAGAGAUCAAGCAAUACCCCUGGUCGUCGUAGAGGCAUGGUUGCACCAAGUCCAGUAAGUGCAAGAUCAAGUGCACCGGGCACCCCAUCACUUAACCCAUUCAGCCCUGCAUUGUCUAUCAGUGCUCCUUAUUCGGUUCAAUUUGAUGCCUCGUAUGACAGUGAAGAUGAGGAUGAUCUUAGGCAACUGUCUCACCCUGCCCCUUCCCAGUUUAGAUUAUUGAAAAUGAAUGCACCCGAAUGGGGAAAAGGCUUAUCUGGAUGCAUAGGAGCUAUAGGUUCAGGUGCAGUCCAGCCCAUCAAUGCCUACUGCGUAGGUGGUUUGAUUAAUGUUUACUUUCGGACGGACAAAUCUUCCAUUGUAAGUCACGCCAGAGUCUACUCAUUCGUGUUCUUAGGACUUGGAGUUUUCAACUUCUUCACAAGUGUUAUCCAACACUAUUACUUUGCAGUGAUGGGUGAAAAACUAACCACAAGAAUAAGAGAAAAGCUACUUGAAAAGUUAUUGACGUUCGAGAUUGGAUGGUAUGAUCAAGAUGAGAACACGAGUGCAGCUAUAUGUGCACGUUUGUCAACUGAAGCAAACAUGGUUCGUUCGCUUGUUGGGGACCGCUUAUCCUUACUAACUCAAGCGUUUUUCGGGGCCUUGUUUGCUUACACUCUAGGGUUGGUACUCUCAUGGAGGCUGGCACUAGUGUUGAUGGCUGCACAACCUCUACUCAUUGGUAGCUUCUAUGCUAGAAGUGUUCUAAUGAAAAGUUUAUCCGAAAAAUCUCAAAAAGCCCAGAAAGAAGGAAGUCAAUUAGCAAGUGAAGCUGUGAUCAAUCAUAGAACAAUAACGGCAUUUUCUUCUCAAAAACGAAUAGUUAGUCUCUUUAAAGAAACCCUAGAAGGCCCACGAAAGGAAAGUAUCAGACAAUCGUAUUUCUCAGGUAUCGGGCUGUGUAGCUCACAGUUUCUGGCUGCAGCUUCAACGGCCUUAGCGUAUUGGUACGGUGGUAGGCUAUUGACAAAAGAGCUGAUUGAUCCAGAGAAGCUUUUCCAAGCAUUUUUGGUGUUACUAUUCACAGCAUACACAAUAGCUGAUGCAGGAAGCAUGACCAAAGAUAUCUCAAGAGGAAGCAACGCGGUAGGGUCAGUCUUUGCCAUUCUUGACAAGAAGACAGAAAUUGACCCUGAUACUUCGUGGGGUCAUGAUUCCAUCAAAGGCAACAUUCGUGGUCGUGUAGAGCUAAAAGAUGUGUUCUUUGCUUAUCCGUCAAGACCAGAUCAAAUGGUCUUCAAAGGAUUAAACCUUAAGAUAAGACAAGGAACUUCAAUGGCAAUUGUUGGUCCAAGUGGUUCGGGUAAAUCUACCAUCAUAGGGUUGAUCGAAAGGUUUUAUGACCCAUUGAAAGGCGCUGUUUUUAUUGAUGAACGAGAUGUAAAGGAAUAUAACCUACGAGCUUUGAGGUCACAUAUCGCAUUAGUUAGUCAAGAACCAACACUUUUUGCAGGCAGCAUUUAUGAAAACAUUGCUUAUGGAAAACCCAAUGCUAAAGAAUCCGAGAUCAGGAAGGCUGCAAUGCUUGCUAAUGCUCAUGAGUUCAUUAGUGGAAUGAAAGAUGGAUAUGAGACAUACUGUGGAGAAAGAGGUGUGCAGCUAUCUGGUGGUCAGAAACAGAGAAUAGCGAUAGCUCGUGCAAUGCUGAAGAACCCGAGUAUCUUACUAUUGGAUGAGGCAACCAGUGCUCUUGAUACAGUUUCAGAAAGCCUGGUUCAAGAAGCAUUGGAGAAGAUGAUGAAUGGAAGGACAUGUAUCGUGGUGGCUCACCGUCUUUCCACCAUACAAAAGUCUGACUCUAUUGCAGUGAUUCAAGAUGGUAAGGUGGCAGAGCAAGGGUCACAUUCUGACCUGCUGUCAGUACGUGGGGGAGCAUACUCUAAUCUUGUCAAAAUGCAAGGUGGAAACUUGUCUUACCGGUGAUUAAAUACGGUGGUUUAGUGUGUAUUGGUACAUCACUGCACCGUGGUUUUGUAGAUUAAUGUAAGAUGUUACAUAUAUGUCUUUUUCUAUUAUGUAAAAUAUGUAAUUGUAUUGAAAUUACAGUAUAGUUUGAGUUGAAAUUA
Erigeron canadensis is the source of this 3972-nucleotide messenger RNA. Its product is annotated as putative multidrug resistance protein. The record is from RefSeq and is a predicted model, not a curated record. Gene Ontology annotation, biological process: transmembrane transport. Lineage: Eukaryota; Viridiplantae; Streptophyta; Magnoliopsida; Asterales; Asteraceae. Bases 65 to 3829 code for a protein of 1254 amino acids. Gene Ontology annotation, cellular component: membrane. The transcript has 7 exons. Gene Ontology annotation, molecular function: ATP binding; ATP hydrolysis activity; ABC-type transporter activity.